AUGGAAGAAACGGCAAUAGAAUCCUAUUUGAAUUGGAUCAAGGAAAACGGCGGAAGCUUUAAAAAGAUUGAAUUCAGACAUGAUAUGGAGGGCGUUGGUUGUGUCUAUACCACGGACCGAGUAGAAGAAAACGAAAAUUUUGCAACCGUGCCAUUCAAGCUCUGCAUCACGGAGAAACAAGCUCGUAAAGCGCUUCCUGAUUUAGCUUCGUUCUCUGGCCGCAUCGUGCAAACAGUGUAUUUGCUUUUGCAGAAACAUUUGGGAGAAAGUUCAUUUUACUGGCCCUACAUUAACAUUUUACCCAAGAUGAUCAAGACGCCAUUGAUCUUUGACGAUAAUGAUAUACGGUAUAUCCAAAACACCAAUCUGGAAUCUGCUACAAGAGAACGUAAAGCGGCUUUGUUUUUGGAUUUUGAAAAGAUGGUGGAACAUCUGCCUCAGGAAAUUUACAAGGAUGAUAUUACAUGGGAGGACUUUCUAUGGGGCUAUAGCGUGUUCUCCUCGAGAGCAUUUCCAUACACACUCAUAGACCCAACUUCAACAGAUCAGUCUGAAGUGUUGUUUCCUCUCGUGGAUGCAUUGAAUCAUAAGCCCAACACAAAGAUUACUUGGUCGAGAAACGGUGACCCUGAAACUGGAUCAUUGUCCUUUGUAGCUGGCCAAGCCCACAACACUGGUGAUGAGAUAUUCAAUAAUUACGGACCCAAGUCGAAUGAAGAGUUGCUUCUUGGUUAUGGUUUCUGCUUUGAGUACAAUGAAUUUGAUCACAUUGCCAUCAAACCCAACUUUUCUCAAGAUCCCAAUCAGGAGACUAAACUCCAUAUCUUGAAGCAAUGUCAAGUGUCAUCAGGCAAUGCAGAUCCUCUAACAUUCUACUUUCACAGAAGCAAUUUGCCCGAAUCCUUCUUUCAACUGAUGCGAGUCCUUGUCAUGAACAGCAUGGAGACAGAGCAUUAUGCCAUCUGCGCAGACGCUCGCUUACUGGAUUUCGUGGGCUAUCGAAACGAAAUUACCAUGAUUUCAAUGACACUGGGGCUAUUAAAGAGCAAGUUGCACGCCAUCCAGUCUGUUCAUUUGGAGACGGAACAUAUUCCAAGCUGGCAAAAGUUUGCACUCAUGUACAGAGCAGGCCAAGAGGAUGUUCUCAAUGCCACCAUCUACAAGGUCGAGGAGAAGAAGCGCAAUUUGAUUCAGCAAAUGUUCCAAGAUGAAAAAGAAGGUAAACUUGCUCCCUGUGCUCCAUUUUUGAGCAUUGUGAACCCUUCCUACUUUCAAGAUCAAGCUUCCAGCAUUGAGCUCUCUGGCCAAGAUUUCAUUACCUUGGAUUCUGUUGUCAUGACACCCAAACGACUGUUGAACAAGGACGCUGAAUUUGCUGCCAUCAUAUCCGCUAAUUUUGAGUUGGAAGAAGAAGCUGACAUGAUCAUGAUGUUGUGCCUGAUUAGAGAGAAUGCCAAUCCUUCAAGUCCAUGGAGGCCAUUUUUCAAUCGAGUUACUACUGCUGCAGCUGUGUCACAAAGUGCAACACCAUCCAACCCAGACAAAGAAGAUCAAGCGGAAUUGCGCGAAAUGUAUGAUUCCAUGAUACCUGCAUUCAACGAGGCUUAUCCUACUGUAUUUGACUUGAAUGUAUUUAGCUUUGAAUCGUUUGUUUGGGCUGAUACUAUCCUCAACAACUAUUCCAUUGAGAAUCCAUUAGCCAUUGUACCACUGUAA
Mucor velutinosus is the source of this 1716-nucleotide messenger RNA. RefSeq lists its product as uncharacterized. The coding region runs from base 1 to 1716 and encodes 571 amino acids. The transcript has 8 exons. Gene Ontology annotation, biological process: peptidyl-lysine monomethylation. Lineage: Eukaryota; Fungi; Mucoromycota; Mucoromycetes; Mucorales; Mucoraceae. The record is from RefSeq and is a predicted model, not a curated record. Gene Ontology annotation, molecular function: protein-lysine N-methyltransferase activity; protein binding.